Tigriopus californicus is the source of this 1375-nucleotide messenger RNA. RefSeq lists its product as uncharacterized. NCBI's taxonomy places the organism in Eukaryota, Metazoa, Arthropoda, Copepoda, Harpacticoida, Harpacticidae. Bases 216 to 1307 code for a protein of 363 amino acids. The transcript has 2 exons. The record is from RefSeq and is a predicted model, not a curated record.
CUCAUUCGAAGAACCGAAGGCAAAACAGGGUAUGGGCCCACACACUUGGUUUGUGUGUUCAAGUACUAAUUGACAUCCAAGUAGGUGGGAUUGAUGUCCAGGAAACGAUCUUGUUCUCCCAUUAAUAAUAGUGAUUAGCCAUUGACAUAUCUACCCAUCCCGAGCCCAUAGAAUACUUUAACGAGUAUCGACAUUUUGAUAUCAGUCAAAACGCCAUGGGACGGCCAUUGGGAUCGCUCUUCUUGGUUCUUAUCUUCGGUUGUAGUGACACGGGAAGCUAUGCGAUUGGAUCCGAUUUGAGAUGUCCUCCAGGAUAUCUUGUGUUCGGUCAACGAAUCUACCAAGAAUCACAGCCCAAUCGUCUUGACCCGAAUUUGGACCGCUUUCAGUAUUGUGUAUAUUGCAAGCACAACUCGCCCUUCUCCAGUCACUUGGAGGUGUGCACCGACCAUGGUCUGUGGCCUUCAUUGAAAUUCCUGGAAUCUGCCACUUUCCUCGCCUUGUCCUCUGCGUCUUCAUUAUCGCCGCCAGUGCCACCCUUGCCCUCAAAAUUGAGCGGAUCUAAUGGACGUGAUUACUACUGGUACAUUGCGUCAGAGUCGGGGUAUUUAGAGAGGACUUCUAGCUCUUGCUCAUUCUACGACCAUGCCCUCAGUUUUCCCUUGAUGGGUCGAGUGCUGGAAUGCAGACAAAGGGUUUGUGGGGUGAGAUUCCUGGGGGCCGUCCAAAUUCUGUCGGAUCUCCAGUCAGAGUUGGAGUGGAUUGCUUGUCCUGACAGCCAAGAAGCGAAAGACGAACCACCCUUUUUGGAAGAUGAUGUGAUCUGCCAUGAAGGUCCUUUAAAGGGCAUUGUAUUAACGCACUACGAUUCGGUAAUAGAGGGCAAGCACUUUGUGCGGUCUUGUGGCCUGUGUCCAAAUAACAGCCAUGUUUGUAGGAACGAGUACAAUCCGAUGGAAUCGGAUUAUAACACAUACUACCGAUGCUUAAGCGAACCUUGUCUAAACAAGGAGCUCAAGGUCAGGAAUGCUCACCAUUCCUCCACGAAUGAAUCUGUAUCCAAUGUGGAUUGGUGUGGCUUCAGGACCAACGGAGAGUACGCCUCUUUACCUGCGGAUAUUACGGAUUUCAUUUUGUUGCCCUGCCAAUCCCGGGAGAAGAAAAUGACGGACGGCUUGACAUUGGAUUAUCUUCAUUUGAUUCUGGCCAUUUCAACUUUAAUGGGCCUCAUGAUAUGCCUAGCUUUGGUUUGUCAGCUGGUGAAGAACAAGCAAAGAAGCGUUCUAUACGAGCUUCCCGAUCAGUGAGGGAGAUUUAAGCUUAUGGACUAUUUGUGAACCGCAUUGCCAAGAAUACAUAUUCAGAUAUGCUCCAA